This is a messenger RNA of Dichomitus squalens LYAD-421 SS1, 1844 nucleotides long. RefSeq lists its product as uncharacterized. Bases 1053 to 1409 code for a protein of 118 amino acids. The transcript has 4 exons. The record is from RefSeq and is a predicted model, not a curated record. NCBI's taxonomy places the organism in Eukaryota, Fungi, Basidiomycota, Agaricomycetes, Polyporales, Polyporaceae.
CGGCAGAAUGCCAUCCCGCACAGGAUACCUCGGUACACUCUGCGAAGAGCUCGACAAGGAAGAAGACCACCUGUACGACCUACUCGGCGAGACAGAGCUCAGUGCUGACUAUUCAAUACCGAGCAUAUCAUGCGGAAAGUCACUCAAAGCGUCCUAUACGUAUAUCCAUGCACAAAUGACUCGUGUUCGUGUGGCCCUCGUUGACCAGGAGUUCCGGUCGCUAGCGGGCAUUCGCUGUCGCAACGUGUGGUCGCGAGUUACCGUUACUUCCCCACUCGUGCUACAUCUCGAUCUGUCCCCCUGUUCAAAUCACCUUUUGACUUCCCUUCCGACUUACCUACCGACUUCUCCGUCGGAGUCCAGACCAUGAGAACCUGAUCCCGCACCGUACACAACCCCGAGCAUGGCCAUGUGCUCGCCUGUUGGGGACUUGAUCUUCGUGGGCUUCGAGCCCCUCAGCAGCGAGGUGCGUCGCCAUCGUCUCGGAUACUUCCUUGUCCCCCUCCGUUUGUGUCUGGUCAAGGCCCGGCCGAGGUUCUGCGCCGUGCGUAGCAUAGACCAAGCGUCCAUGCUUCAUCCCACGCGUCAUCUACUGAGGCCACAGGCCGCAUUUUGUCCUACUAGUCGACGCCUCCAUUCAGCCCUCAUCGGGGCGUCUGAACGCGCACACGCUCGUCAUGUUGGGCGCAGGGACGAUACGGAGCCUGUGCGCAGAUGUGUGGGAUGUGCAGAAGCAGCGGAUCGACGCGGGAGGAAGCGGCGGCGUCGAGGGAGGACAAGAGAUGGGGGCGUCCGCAAGCAGAUCAACUACACCGACUAGGAUCUGACUUCGACUUGAAACCGGAAGUGAAUGACUCCACGGAUCUCGCUCAACAGCGCUCCCGUUGUUCAACGGGCCCUUGGAGUAUGCGGACUUGCUUGCGGCCCAGGCAAUCCCCAAGCAGGCCGCCGCAUUCGUGGGGCUCGAGCUUUCUGAGUCCAUCGGCGCUACUGGCGCGCGGUACGACUUGACUGUUGUUCAGGUCGACGCGUGUCUCCUCAAGGUUCCAGCCAUGGGCCCCCUCGCUCCGGUCCCGCACAUUCCCUACGGCGAUGGGUAUGGUGUGCCGGCGCCCAGCCCGUACUCACCCAGCCCGUACCUGCGCCCUCGCUCUGUAACCUGCGCGUCUCGCAUGUCGAGGCAGUGCGACCGCAGAACACAUACUCAUAUGCUCCUGCUCGACCCGCCGCGCAGCCUCCGCGGGCCUACCAGCCCGCGGUUUCGGCGCAUACAACAGCGAUCACGGUGGCGCCGCUGCUGGCCAGUCGCGGCCUGCGUUCUAGGCGUCCUGCGCUUUGCUGCGGGGGACGUCGAUGAGUGCCUAUCGCAAAGGGCAUGUUUUGGUGCGGAAAGAGCAGUCGGGUGGUAGGACGAGCCCAGAUGUACGCGUUGCCUCGAGAUGGGGUGCGUAGGUCUUUGGCUGGCGACAAAAGGUUCCCGUCGCAGAGGCUGCCAGGCGAACGAAGCUGGUUCAGGUUCAAAAAUGUACAGUCAAGGAGACAAUGCAGUAUUUCGCUUCGUUGCAGUCGGGGCAGUGCUUUGAAACGGACAUUGCGCAGAGGCACGACGAAAUGGAGGGGGACUCCAGCAAAGCGCCUGUGUCCCUCGCGAAUUGCGAGAUGUAUCUUCUCUCGCUGCCCUCUGUUGGGUAACCCAUCACUUGCUGGUUUCGCCACACCUUCUCUGUCAAGCAACCUUCGAUCGCUGUAGAAGGCACCGGCUCUUAUCGCACGACCGCCUUCCGUCGUUCAUCAUACGCAGGACGAGAACUAGCUGCUGCGAGCAGCAGUCUGCCUCUGCGACG